This is a messenger RNA of Heterocephalus glaber (naked mole-rat), 923 nucleotides long. Lineage: Eukaryota; Metazoa; Chordata; Mammalia; Rodentia; Bathyergidae. The record is from RefSeq and is a predicted model, not a curated record.
CGCAGCCUCGGGGAUGUAGCAUGAGUGGUGGGCGUCCGCAGAGACACAUUGAGCACAAUGACGCAAUUCAUGACUAUGAGUGUGGCGACCACCAUGACGAAAAGGAGAUACCUGAGGAGCCCGGGGUGCGUGACUUCACAGCAUCCCAGCUUCUCUGUCAUCACCACCUCCCCACUCCCUCAAGCUGGUCCUCUGACCUCACAAACGCCUCUCUGCCAGGGGCUGCUAGGCCAGCCGCUUCCCUGACCCUUCUACCCCUCCUACCACCUGCGGCGGCCAUGAAUGGGACCCCCAGCUCCCUGGACACUCUGCUGUGGGUCUACCACUAUCACAGCUCCACCGAGGUGGCUCUCCAGCCCCCGAUUCUAUCUUCCCUGGAACUCGCGAUGGCUGCAGCCCAUGAAUAUCUGGAGCAGAGGUUGCUGAAGUCCCCGGAGCUGCAGGAGCCUGAGGAGCCCACCCUAGGGCUGGUGCUAAGAGAAGUGUCGGCCAACGUCAUGAGCUGCAGCACCACCUUGUUAGAGAUAUCAGCCUUUUGGCUGCAGCAGGAAGCGCGAGGACUGGACAGCAGCGACAGCAGCCCAGGCCCAGCUGCAGACGCCAGAGAUCCGGGUGGAGUACUGGCCCGGGUAGCUCAGGCUGCCCGGCAUGGGGCUCUGCAAGCCAGGGCUGUGGCGGGCUGGAGUGCCCGGCUCCUGGUCCAGGGGAUGUGGCUGUGUCUGUGUGGACAGGGUCUGCAGGGGUCCGCUUCAUUCCUGCAACAGUGGCCACGCCAGCUGGGCCUCGGAAUCCCCGGGGAGCCAAGACACUCAGGAGACCUCAAGGUGGCUUCCAGCAGCAGUGAGGAGGACAAGGGACCAGAGCAUCCAUCACCACCCUAGCACCACCCUGUGUCCAAAUAAAGUCCACGAGGGGUCCAAACA